AAAAUCAAUCAAUAAAAUAGUUAAACACUUUGAGAUUUUAAACCAUGCUUAGCUCACCCUUCGCCGAAACUAAAAAUCUUCUCUCGAGCCUCGAAAACUUAUAUAAGUAGGACCAUAUAUGAUUGCCAAUAACAUAAACAUCAAAACAGUGAAGCCAAUUAAGUCUGAUAUAUAUAUAUAUAUCGAUAUGUCAAGGUUACAAGCAGAAGAAGAAACUCAAAAGGCUUUUGGAUGGGCAGCUAGAGACUCUUCAGGAAUUUUAUCCCCUUUCCACUUUACUAGAAGGGUUAAUGGAGAUAACGAUAUUACAAUCAAGAUUUUAUAUUGUGGGAUUUGCCAUUCUGACCUGCACAUAGCUCGGAAUGAUUUUGGAAUUUCUAUCUAUCCUGUUGUUCCCGGGCAUGAGAUCGUUGGUGUGGUGACCCAGGUUGGGAAAAAGGUAGACAGGUUCAAGGUCGGAGACAAAGCAGGUGUGGGAUGCUUAAUAGGCUCGUGUGGAAAAUGUGAGAAUUGCCAAAACGACAUGGAGAGUUACUGCUCCAAAACUGUUUACACCUACACUAUUUUUUAUGACGGCGGAGACAAGAAUUAUGGUGGAUAUUCUGAUGUAUAUGUUGUUAACGAGCACUUUGCCAUUCGUUUUCCGGAUAAUCUCUCAUUAGGAGGUGGAGCUCCGCUGCUCUGUGCUGGGAUUACAGUUUUUAGUCCCAUGAAGUAUUUUGGGCUCGACAAGGCUGGGAUGCAUCUGGGGGUGGUUGGUCUUGGUGGCCUGGGUCAUUUGGCGGUGAAGUUUGCGAAGGCAUUUGGAAUGAAAGUGACUGUGAUCAGCACAUCUCCGAGCAAACAGCAUGAAGCAAUUGAGCAACUCAAAGCUGACUCGUUUAUAGUUAGUCAUGACAUGAAGCAAAUGGAGGCUGCUACUGGCACCAUGAACGGUAUCAUAGACACUGUCGCUGCAGUUCAUCCUCUAAAGCCAUUGCUUGAUCUCUUAAAGACUAAUGGAAAACUAAUAUUGGUGGGUGCCCAAAGUCUUGAAAAGCCCUUGGAGGUGCCUGCAAUGCCCCUCUACGGAAGAAAGCUAGUGUCAGGAAGCAUGGCAGGGGGGGUAAAGGAGACGCAAGAAAUGAUUGAUUUUGCUGCCGAACACAACAUAGAGGCUAACGUUGAAGUUAUUCCCAUGGAUUAUGUGAACAAGGCCAUGGACCGUCUUGCAAAAGGAGCUGUCCGUUAUCGAUUUGUUAUUGACAUAGCAAACACCCUUUAAUUUGAAGUAUUUGUUUCCUUCAUUUGUUUAUUUUCUUUCCAUAGAAAUAUUGUUCUGUUGCCUUUAAGACACCAUUUUGGUGUAUUGUUAGUGCGUGGAAUGUUGUUAAAAACAAAGCUUAAAAUUGAGGAGAAUAAGAUGAAAAUUGAGGUGAAGAACCUAUAAAAUUCUAUGUAAAACAA
Molecule: messenger RNA, 1446 nt
Organism: Populus trichocarpa (black cottonwood)
Lineage: Eukaryota; Viridiplantae; Streptophyta; Magnoliopsida; Malpighiales; Salicaceae
Product: probable mannitol dehydrogenase
Exons: 5
Coding region: 119-1264 (381 amino acids)
Biological process (GO): lignin biosynthetic process
Molecular function (GO): cinnamyl-alcohol dehydrogenase activity; zinc ion binding
Source: RefSeq, a predicted model, not a curated record